UGAGUAUAAAAACGAAUUUACGAUUUCAUCCUUCCUAUUCCGAAUUCCAGAGAGCAAUAUAUUCGUUCCGUUCCUUCUUUCUCCGCUCCUCACUUGGCUCUCUCAUUCUCCAUUCUCACUUCUCAAAUUGAAUCGAACGAAUUCACAAACCCUAGUUUUCGAGGAUGGGUCAGAUCCAGUACUCCGAGAAGUACUUCGAUGACACUUACGAAUAUAGACAUGUGGUUCUUCCUCCUGAAGUCGCAAAACUGCUUCCCAAGAAUCGUCUUCUCUCCGAAAAUGAGUGGCGGGCAAUUGGGGUUCAGCAGAGCCGUGGCUGGGUUCAUUAUGCAAUUCAUCGCCCUGAGCCACACAUAAUGCUCUUCAGGAGGCCUUUGAAUUAUCAGCAGCAGCAGGAAAACCAGGCCCAGCAAAGCAUGCUUGUCAAAUGAACACUAUCUAUGCAAAUCUGAAAGUGGGAUUACAAUGUUAUAUAGGUUUUAAUUUUGUUGGUAAUAUGGAUGUUAUGAAGAAUGAAGAACCCUGGUGGAAUUCUCUUUUUGUGGAGAAUUUUCAUGUGGUUUCAACUGUCAUUUUAAUGUGUUGUUGACAUGAUGAUGUGUCAUGGAUUUUUAUUGGUGUACCUCUCGUGUACUCUUAUGCUCGGUGGAUUAUAUAAUAGUCAUUAUCGGUUAAAUUCUUCUAUGA
Glycine soja is the source of this 687-nucleotide messenger RNA. Its product is annotated as cyclin-dependent kinases regulatory subunit 1. The coding region runs from base 165 to 431 and encodes 88 amino acids. The transcript has 4 exons. Lineage: Eukaryota; Viridiplantae; Streptophyta; Magnoliopsida; Fabales; Fabaceae. Gene Ontology annotation, biological process: regulation of mitotic cell cycle. The record is from RefSeq and is a predicted model, not a curated record. Gene Ontology annotation, molecular function: ubiquitin binding; cyclin-dependent protein serine/threonine kinase activator activity; protein kinase binding. Gene Ontology annotation, cellular component: cyclin-dependent protein kinase holoenzyme complex; SCF ubiquitin ligase complex.